AAAACAGAAUGUUUUCAUUGAAGCCCUCUCAUAAACAGACAGUCAGUUACUGGAUAGGAGGAAGUUAUAUUAGUUUAUCUACACACGUUUACUGAGGUCCUUUGCAAAGUUUUGUUACAUUUGUUUCUGUUUUGGAGUGUGAUACACGUAUUAGCUUGAGAAUGGUGUUUUUGUUAGCAUUGUAUAUCAGUAGCUGUGGACUUGUUUGUCUCGUACAAGGUCAAAAAUUACAAUUAUCAACUAAAUUUAUGCGUGGAAAUGUGAUAUUUACAUGGACGCCGUCAAACUAUUCCUCCUAUGACGUUCAUAUUACCACAGACACAACAAGUGAUACCGCCUGGACCAGUGUGUCUGAUACACAGUACACUGUGAGGGAUGUAUUGCUGUAUAAAAAAAUCACUAUCGACGUAAGAACAGUUGGAAUAAACGUUGCCAACAGACUGACAUACAAUGUGUCCAAAAUUAAAACCAAGGUAGGAGACAGAGUGAAUAUCUCAUGGACAGCGCCGUUCUUUCCUGUCGCUGGACAAUAUUUAGUUUACCACACAUAUAGAGAAAACAGAACCAUUUUCAGUAUAAGAAGCAGUGGUGUAAGCUAUGGAGGAAAUAAUCAGUCGACAAAGUACACAUACCUCACCAGACCGUUGACUUCCACUAACAUCAUGUUUUCGAUAAGGGACAUAACUCUGGAUGACGCUGGAUAUUACAAUGGUGGAACGUCGGCGGCUGAAGCUGCGUGGUCAGGUGGAGGUGUCGUACUGAUUGUUAACGACAAACCCUCCAAGCCGAAGGUAACAGGAAACCUUAACAUUGAGGUCAAAAGCUACAUAAUACUGACGUGUUCCAGUAACUCAACUUCAGCCCCUGACUACUACUCCAAGCUCGUCACCUUGUCUUACACCUGGUUUGUAAACGACACAAGGAUAAGUGGAGAAAUCAGAGAUACUCUAAGAUUUAAAGUAACCAAAGAUCUCAAAUACAACAGGUACAUGUGUACAGCUACAGAAGACGACAUGGAGUCUGACAGGAGUGUCCCAGUACAGAUUAACCCUCUGUACGGACCGGAAACAAUAAAAUUCACUCCAGAACCUAUAUUGAACAUCAAUGACAAAUUAACAGUAAGGGAAGGGGAGACUAUUGGUCCCUUUGUUUGUACAGCGGAUUGCAAUCCACCGUGUAAUAUAACGUGGAGAGUAAAAACAUCCGAUGGAUUCAGCGAUGCUCGUUCAGAGAUGGGGACGUUAUUGAAACAAGUGCAGAGGGAUAUGUUGUUAUUUCGAUGCAAAGCAGAACGGGGAGAUAAGAAUUUUAAACAAGGAAUUCAACUUGAUGUCCAAUAUUUAGAUGACACUCUCUUGUAUAUUAAUGGCCAAACAAAAAGUACUAUCGAGUUGAAUGAAAACGCACCAUUGAGAAUAUCGUGUCGGGUGGGUGGAAACCCGGCCCCAACAAUACUCCUAAGUAGAAGCCAUUCAGACACUGAACUCCGUAAGAUGCAGGGGACAUGGCUGAACUACACCAUAGACACGGCUCAGUGUACCGACACAGACACUUAUAGAUGUAGCGGGAAUUCUACAGGAUUCAACAACACAGAAAAAGUGAUAAACAUCAACGUUCUAUGUAACACCAGAUUUGAUGAAGCCGGUAGUUUCAAAUCCACAUAUGGGUCCAAGAGUGGAAAGGAUACCACAGUAGAUGUUGCUGUUCCAAUCAUUGCUUACCCCUCUCCACAAUCAUCUGACUUCAAGUGGGACGGUCCUGAUCAAGUGUCUGCGGGGACAACACUUUCUACAGGAGAUGUGUCAUACAAACACGUGAUCGAAAGCUUCAUCCCCGUGAAGGAUCAUACUUAUUUUGGAUACUACACACUGUCAUACAAAGGACAAACAGUCACUAGAAUCACAAUCAACGCUGAAGACGUACCACAAACCCCCUCUAACUUCACUGGAUAUUCCUACGCCAUCGGCUCCGUCAAUUUGACCUGGGUGUCGGGCUUCAAUGGCGGACCUGAGCAAUUAUUCAUACUCUAUGUAAUGGAAGGUUCCAAUUGGAAAGUAAUUGGAAACGUAUCAGAUCCGGGAGAAGGAAGACUUGUCCAUUUCGACCCGGGAUUUUUGUCCCCGGGUCAAGAAUAUUCGUUUCGAAUACAGAGCUGUAACAUGAUAAACUGUUCUUUACUUUCUGCUGAUACAAGAGUUACAGUGAAAGCAAUAUCCAGCCAGUCGACUUUGUCGAACAACCAGGGUGUGACUAUUGGUGCCUCGCUGGCUGGCUUUGUGCUCAUCGUUCUCUUGGCUGCAUUCCUGGCUAUGUACUUCUUAAAGAAAAAGAAGAUCGAGAAAAAUCGAGAAAGCGUCAAACUGGACGACAGUAGACAACCUGAUGUAGUAUUGUACGCUUCUGUUGACAAAAGUGACCAGAAAAGAAACAAAAACAAUGCUGACGUAGUGAUAAAUGACGUCAUAGUAGAUAAAAAAGACAACAGCCCGGCGCCUUGUGGUGACAUGUACGCAUCUGUAGACAAGAGUUUACUAAAGAAAAAAGGAAAACAACCCGACGCUAAUACAAAUGAAGAACACGAGAAUCUGUAUGCAAACUCGGAAGAAACUAAACCUGCAAUCAAACCAAUCAGAGGUCAGAAAGGCAAAAGGUCAAAGGUCAAAAGGGGAAGUAAAGGACAGGAACAAAAGGAUACUGGGGCAAACGGCGAAUACGGGAACGUCGAGUCUAGGAAAGUCAAUCAAGAUGGUUUGAUUUACAUCGACGUUGAUUUCUCAAACUACACCGGAAGUCAGACCCCUGACCAGAAUCCCCUGAUCCACGGGGACGACGACCGUACAGAGUACACGUUCGUGGAUUUCACUAAGAAAGCGCCACCUAUACAGGAAACGGGCGACGAAGAGCAAAAAUAAAACUGAUGGUGCAAAAAUCUUGUUUUCCAGUUAAAACUAUUUUUUAUUUCAUUUUUUUUACUUUUGCUAUUGUAUUUCGUCUAUUUUUACUUUGAGUUGUUUGAAUAUGUAUUCAAGAGUGUGAAGAAAUUCGUAGUUUUUACUAGAAUAUCAGUUCAUAAACGAUUUAAAUUGAGGAAUUUGUUUUCGAAAACUUAUUACGACAACGGUUAAGGUCGUAUGGGCCAUCUGUUGAUAUUAAUGUAGAGUGUAGUAAAUUAUGAUUGAAAUACUUUCAUCGGUUGAGACCUUUAUCAUUUCACAAUUUUUAACCAAAAAAUAGCUUUUAAAAAUAUUUGAAGAGGAAAAAAUUGUAAAACCCCGACAGGAAUUCAAACUCAUGACUUACAGAUUCGUAGUAAAACCUCUAUCCCACUGUGCUACGCUGUUAGGUGACAAUAAUGGAAAAGAAACUACUUAUAUAAUUGCACUUCAUUUUAUUGUUUAUUUUAAACAAUACGUCACAACAUAAAAUUGUCCCAUACCACCUUAAUAAAGAUUGCUCAUAGUCAGACUCAGAAAGAGAUAUUCCUCUGAAAUCUCAGAGAGAGAGAGAGAGAGAGAGAGAGAGAGAGAGAGAGAGAGAGCUCUAUUUAGAACUUUUUUUGUUUUCCAUUUUUUCUAGUUUAUGCAUAUAUUUUAUUUUUGUAAAUGUUCUAUUUUUUUUAAGUCUUAUACUUUGAAAUGAAGAGUAUUUAGAUUCAGUAAUGUAUUCAAUGAGUCAUCAAAUAAAUUUUAUUUUUAUUU
Messenger RNA from Magallana angulata, 3698 nucleotides. RefSeq lists its product as uncharacterized. The transcript has 13 exons. The record is from RefSeq and is a predicted model, not a curated record. Bases 162 to 2912 code for a protein of 916 amino acids. NCBI's taxonomy places the organism in Eukaryota, Metazoa, Mollusca, Bivalvia, Ostreida, Ostreidae. Gene Ontology annotation, molecular function: protein binding.